Messenger RNA from Wasmannia auropunctata (little fire ant), 1782 nucleotides. It is a transcript of the gene Cth, whose product is annotated as cystathionine gamma-lyase. Lineage: Eukaryota; Metazoa; Arthropoda; Insecta; Hymenoptera; Formicidae. Gene Ontology annotation, cellular component: cytoplasm. The coding region runs from base 280 to 1434 and encodes 384 amino acids. The transcript is spliced from 7 exons. Gene Ontology annotation, molecular function: pyridoxal phosphate binding; cystathionine gamma-lyase activity. Gene Ontology annotation, biological process: transsulfuration. The record is from RefSeq and is a predicted model, not a curated record.
GGACGAACGAUCCAAUUUCUAAAAGAACUAAAACUUUGCUUUUUUUUCUAACAUUUAACGUACAAUAAGAUAAGAAUUGUGAAUAAUAAGAUAAGAUUUCAUAUCUCCUGAUUCGACGCGCGCAAUUUUAAUUUCCUGGCUAUUGAAAGUUUAUUCGCGUUAUCUCAAUUUUUUGUGUCACAUAAGUGCACUAUCUCAUAUAAGUUGCAAGUUGUUAUUGUACGUGCCAUAUGUUGUUCAGUCCUUCGUUCGCGAAAAAGUAAUCAUUAUUCAGUUAUAAUGGCUUCAAAGAAAGGUUUCGCGACAAGGGCUAUCCAUGCCGGGCAAGAUCCUGAGCAAUGGAAUCAUGGCUCAGUAGUACCUCCUCUCGUGAUGUCGACAACUUUUCAACAAGAUGGUCCAGCGCAGCAUAGAGGUUACGAAUAUGGCCGAAGCGGCAAUCCUACGCGCAAUGUACUCGAGACUUGCCUGGCUGCUUUAGACGAUGGCACACACGGCCUUUGUUUUUCAUCAGGUCUAGGCGCUACGACUGCCAUCGCAGCUUUACUGGAGACAGGUGAUCACCUCAUUGCAGGAGAUGAUCUCUACGGUGGCACCAAUCGUUUUAUCCAAAAGUGCUUGAGCAAACAAGGCGUGAAAUAUACGUUCGUUGACAUGACUGAUGUACAGAACGUUAUAGAGGCUAUUAAACCAAAUACAAAGAUGAUAUGGCUAGAAACGCCGACAAAUCCGAUGAUGAAGCUGGUAGACAUCAAAGCCGUCGCUGACAGCUUGAACUCUCGUCCAGACAUUUUAUUAGUAGUUGACAAUACAUUUCUCACGUCCUAUUUCCAAAAACCUCUUGAGCUUGGAGCCGACAUUGUCGUGUACUCGUUAACAAAGUAUAUGAACGGGCAUUCGGAUGUGAUAAUGGGUGCCGCGAUUCUACGCCGGGAUGAUCUCGCGAAGAGAUUGCGGUUCAUACAAAAUUCCAUGGGCAUUGUGCCAUCGCCAUUUGACUGUGCCAUGGUGAAUCGUAGCUUGAAGACACUCGAAUUGAGAAUGCAGAAACACAUGACGAACUGCUUGUCCGUGGCUAAGUUUCUCGAAUCUCAUCCUUGCGUCGAGCAAGUGUUUCAUCCAUAUCUCCCGUCGCAUCGACAACACAAACUCGCGCUUAAGCAGACCACAGGGCACAGCGGAAUGGUCUCUUUUUAUCUGAAAGGGGAUUCUAAGCGUUUUUUGAAAGCAUUGAAAGUUUUCACGUUAGCCGAGUCCUUAGGUGGUUACGAGUCGCUAGCCGAAUUGCCAUCCGUAAUGACACACGCGUCCGUGCCGGAAGAGACGAGAGCAGAAUUAGGUAUAACCGAUCAAUUGAUACGACUGUCGGUUGGCCUUGAAACGGAGCAGGAUCUCAUAGCUGAUUUGAAACAAGCAUUGGAUGCUUGCCAAUGAAUUAACAAACAUAUAAUGUGAUUAGACAGCCGCGAAAAUAACGCAAUAGCAAGUAUUCUGAUUUGUACUAUAUAAUUUGUCUGAUAAGUAAUAUCAGACUUCCACUUUGUAUUUUAAUAAUUCACAGACACUAUCUGCGAUAUCAGAUAUAUAAAGAAAUUUUAUUCUUAUAUAAAACUCUUUUAUACAUUCCACAAUUCUCACAUUUACAUUAGGAACACUUGUAUAAUACAGCAAUCAGAUACUUUUUGACACAUGUGAUCGUCUCGAUUUCUUUUAUAGUUUACCAUAUCUGUCAGGCAUUUGUAAAUUCGUAAGAACGUACAAAUAAAUGUAGUUUCAAGAUCA